AUGACAACUCGAGACUUGUUAUCAUUAUUAAAUAUCACUUCACAUCAUCAUCAUCAUCAACAAUCUUCAUAUGCAACAAAUAAUGAUUCAAAUGAUAAACAAUCUCAAUUCAAUCAAUGGGGUUUUAAACAAGUUAAAAGUGGAAUGGCACAAAAGAAACAUGAAAACCUAACACUUGAAAGAAAUAAACAAAGAAAGGAACUAGUUGGAGAACAAAUUAAAAUGUUUUUGCAACAACAGCAGCAGCAACAACAACAACAACAACAAACAAAAGAAAAUGUUACUGAAGAUACGACUGCUGCUGCUGCAGCUCAACCAAAAUCAUCAUUUCCACAAAUACCAACAUCAACACCAAAGAAUACAUUUGCCAAUUUUAUGAAGAUGUCAAUGGGAUCAUCAAUCAAGAUACCAAAUAUGCCAACCUUUCAACAACAGCAACAACAACAACAACAACCACCACAAUCACCACAAUUGGAUAUGAAAUCAUUCCAAAUGAAACAAACAUUUCAAACAAGACAACCAUCAGCCAAUGAUUUAUUACAUCAAAAGAAACAACAACAAUUCCAACAAUUGAUGCAAUUACAAAAGAAAAAUGAUAUUUUGAAAGAGUUUAAUCUUCCACCACCACAACUAAUGCAAGUAGAGACUGUGCAAAAGACAAAAUAUGUAUUUAAACAAGACCCAAGAGAAAAAGAUGAAAUAGAGAGUCAAAACGAUUUUGAACGCGACCCCAACGAAGAAGACGAAGAGGAAGAUGAAGACGAGGAUGGAGAGGAAAUGGACGAAGAAGACAUUGAAAUGGAAAAAUACUUUGAUGGCGUGGAUGGUGGAGAGACCAUGUCGAUCGAUCGAAAGGUACAAGCUUUCAAAGAACACAAAGAAGCCAUCAAAAAGAAACAAGAGGAAAGACAACGACGUCAAGACCUACGUCUCCAACAAAUCCAAUCAUACGUACCACAAAAAAGAAAAAUUCAGAUACCUAUCAUUCCCUCGCCGAAGGGGUUGUCUGGCUUGCUUCAAAUCUCGACCAUUGACAUUAUCAAAUGGAUGAUUCGUAUGGGCGAGCGUCCAAUGCGAUCAGAUGUCAUUCUAAAAAAGGAAAUUGUCGAAUUACUCGCGCAAGAGUAUGACUUUGAGCCACAGUGGCCUGCCGAUCGUGACGAUCUCGAUCUCAAGAGCCGACCACGUACAUCUGACCCGUCGUGGCCGUACCGUGCACCCGUCGUGACCAUCGUCGGACACAUUGAUCACGGAAAGACAAUGGCGCUCAACAAGAUUGACAAGCCAGGCGUCGACAAGGAGCUGGCCAAGCGCCAACUCCUCGAGAAUGGCGUCUUGUUGGACGGCAUGGGCGGCGAUAUCCCCUUUGUCGAAAUAUCGGCACUCACCGGCCAGGGUAUUGACCAGCUCGAAGAGACCAUUGUCUUCCUCAGCAAAUACCUCGAGUUGCGUGCACCACGUGACGUCCCUGCCGAGUGUGUCGUCAUUGAGAGCACGUUUAUCCCCAAGCGUGGUGUCGCUGCGACCGUCCUCGUCAAGGCUGGUACACUCAAGGUUGGCGAUUUCUUUGUAUGUGGAACGAGUUAUGGAAAGGUUCGUGAAUUAAAGAAUCAUGUUGGAUCGUCGGUCCAAUCGGCGCUACCAUCGGUGCCAGUCGAUGUGGUCGGUUUCAAGGAAACCCCUCCCUCUCCAGGCGACGAGUUGAUUGUGGUAGAGUCUGAAGCACGUGCACGAGAGGUUAUCGAGAUUCGUGCCGAGAAGUUGUCCAACCAAUUGACGCUCGAGACGUCGAUGCAGUCCAAUACCGACGCACCAGGAGGUGCACCCAAAAAACUAGGUCGUUUCAAGAAAUACAAGGAAAAGGAAGUGGAUGAUGAAGACCUCAAGGAAGAGUUGCGUGAACGUAUCCUGACGAAAAGACGGUUCAGGAAAAGGUGGCCGAGCACAAAAUGGCCAAUCUCAUUGUAA
Cavenderia fasciculata is the source of this 1968-nucleotide messenger RNA. Its product is annotated as mitochondrial initiation factor 2. The transcript has 4 exons. The record is from RefSeq and is a predicted model, not a curated record. Lineage: Eukaryota; Evosea; Eumycetozoa; Acytosteliales; Cavenderiaceae. The coding region runs from base 1 to 1968 and encodes 655 amino acids.